AUGAACGCCCUCAGCACUGUCGAUACCCAUGAUUCGUCUAUGAAUAACAAAGGAAAAGGCAAGGUCAAGCCUGGAAAAGGCAUUGACACGGGCGGUGGCAUGUUUACUACCUUGCAAUUUGCGGCUUCGUCAACAUCGAAGGUACCAAUGGGCCCAGAAACUGGGGAAGAACACAAUUGGAUCGACACAACGCUUAAUGGAGGAUCUGUACUACUGAACAUCGUCAAGGAAGCAUCAUCUUUGGCUCCGAUUCCUUACCUAAAGCAGGCUGCGGGUGCUACGCUCAAAAUCGUUGAGAUCAUUCAAACAGUGAAAGAGAACAAAAUCGCUUUCGAAAGACUUGGUCAAGAAGCGAUGGAGUUCAUCACAACAGUAUACUCUGCCUACCAGCGCUCACCUAACAAAGACAAUUGGCCUCCACAGGAUAUCAAAGCUGUGAUUGACGACUUUGUAAGAUUUCAAAGAACACUGGCAGACAUACAAGCUGCUAUCAACAAGCAGCUCAGGCGGGGAAAGGUGACAAGGCUGGUCUACAGUGCCGCAGAUGCCGGAAAGAUAGAGGAGUUCCGACAACGAUUGAAAACGGCCAUAGAUAUGUUCGAGGUAUCCUCUCACCUGAGCCUUCAUGAUGCACUAAGCUUGAUAUUGCAAAAUCAAAUGAAGGAAGAGGAGGCACGGAGACAAGCAGAACUUCUGAAGGCACGGCAUGACAUCGAGGAAGUUCACCAACGCAUAGAUGCGCAAGAGCGCGAGGCACGACUUCAUCAAGAGGUUAGAAGAUUGCAAGAAGAGGAAGACAAUCGUAGAAGGCAGCAAGCUGCAGCGGAGGAAGAGAUUAUUUCCCAGCAACGACGAAUCGAGGAGCUGGACGCGCAGAACUCAAUAUUAAGAAUUCAAGUGGCAGACGACCUUAGGCGAAGAAGGGAUGAUGAAGAGAGUGCCUUGCGCGAGCGUCAGCAAGAGCGAUCCCGUCAGCAACUCGAGGAAAGAGAGGCUCUGGAGCGAAUCAGAGCGGAGGAGCGCGCAAAAAUUGAACUCCAAUGUCGGUUGGAGAUAGAAGCCGAACUGCAAGCAAAACAAGAGGCAAGGAGAAUCCAGGAUGCAAUAAACAGCGAGACGAAGAGAAAGAGGGAACUAGAACGACGAUACAAAAAGGAGCGUCGGAGAAUUGAGGAACUUAUGCAGAAAAUGGGAUCACUAGAUAUUAGUGAAGGGAGCUCUGAGGUGGGAAGUGGAGAUAGCUCAGAGUACGAGACGGAGCCAGACAUUCCUGUUCCAAAGAAACAAUCGCAAAAGCCACCGAAAUCCGAGCUUCCCAAAACGACCUCGCCAAAAGCCCAUUCUCCGGCCGUCGACAAUGUCAGUAACCAAUUCGCACAGACCAUUCUGGGAUAUCCGGGUUCAAUCGGUCCCUGGCAAGCAGGUUAUCAGUAUGGCUCCACCUUCUCAGCAUUACAGUAUGCACCUCAUUCUCCGUCGGUUCAAUCUUAUUCACAUCCUCUGUACCCAAGUUCGUAUAUUCACCAAUCCAUGCCCAAUGCGAGCCAUCAGACAAUACCAUCUGGGAAUACUCCUAUUUCGGUUCACAACAUUAAUAGCGGAAACAUUGCAAACAUCAACAUAACUAACUCUGGGAAUGUUACUUCCAAACAGAAGCGAAAAUCUGGUAGGUGGCAGUUAACAUAA
Messenger RNA from Psilocybe cubensis, 1686 nucleotides. RefSeq lists its product as uncharacterized. NCBI's taxonomy places the organism in Eukaryota, Fungi, Basidiomycota, Agaricomycetes, Agaricales, Agrocybaceae. The record is from RefSeq and is a predicted model, not a curated record. Bases 1 to 1686 code for a protein of 561 amino acids. Gene Ontology annotation, biological process: cell surface receptor signaling pathway. The transcript is spliced from 4 exons.